This is a messenger RNA of Sordaria macrospora k-hell, 693 nucleotides long. RefSeq lists its product as uncharacterized. NCBI's taxonomy places the organism in Eukaryota, Fungi, Ascomycota, Sordariomycetes, Sordariales, Sordariaceae. The record is from RefSeq and is a predicted model, not a curated record.
AUGUCAGACUGGAUCGUGCAGAACUUUGUCUUUCCUGGCGGCUGUCAAAUUGUCUACUAUGACCCUGUCACUGGACAGGCCUUGCCUCCUCAAAUUUAUCAGCCUCCCCAGGUUUACCAGCAACCCGCUGCCUCUGAACAACUCGGCAUGCCUCGUCUCGACUACUAUGGUCCUGCCGUCGGCAUCCAGGAACCCGAACCGGCCUUCCUUCUUGUCAACAAGUUUGAGCAGCCCGUUCUCCCAGCUCCUGGUUUUGUAGAGGAAUUGGACUCCGCCAACGAAGAGCUGGACUUCGAAGAGGGCUUCGAUUCCGUUGACGAGGAUAUGGACUCUGACGAGGACGAGGGGUUGGGUCCCGCUGAGAACAUGUUCCACUAUGAAGUCUUCCAGCAUGAGGUUUACCAGCAGCCAGUCAUGCCUGUCGCGCCCGUCGCGCCCGUCGUGCCCGUCGAGCCCAUCAUACCCGUGGUGCCCAUGAUGCCUAUCGAGUAUAUCGAGCCCGUCAUGCCCAACAUCCCUGCCAUGCCCAUCGAGUACAUCAUGCCAGCCAUUCACGCCGCUACCGCUAUCCAAAUCCAUCACUAUGUCCUGGAGCAUAACAUCCAAGAACAACCCGUCGCUCGUCGCCCCCAACAACCGCAACCCAAGAAUAACUUCCCCUGGGCCUCCAAAGCCGCCAAAUCCCAAGCCUAG